This is a messenger RNA of Aedes aegypti (yellow fever mosquito), 3892 nucleotides long. RefSeq names its product G-protein coupled receptor daf-37. Gene Ontology annotation, cellular component: membrane. Gene Ontology annotation, biological process: G protein-coupled receptor signaling pathway. Gene Ontology annotation, molecular function: G protein-coupled peptide receptor activity. Lineage: Eukaryota; Metazoa; Arthropoda; Insecta; Diptera; Culicidae. The record is from RefSeq and is a predicted model, not a curated record. The coding region runs from base 1393 to 2871 and encodes 492 amino acids. The transcript has 9 exons.
CCGUCGUGGCAGGACAUCCGUCUCCUUAGUCCCUGUCAUAACGUUCUCUGUCAUAUCGAAAAUGCUAUGUAGAGCUAUAGCUACUCGCUCGUUCUCAGCUGUUGAAACGUGUGAAAUCUCCGCUCGUUAGAUUGCAUCACCGCCCGUCGCGCCGGAUCACCAACAGGAUACGGUCUCAGCAGCAGCCAGCGGGUGGGUGUUGGUUGGCGUUGGUUUUCCUCCCCGUACAACGUUGUUGAUCAAAAUACACGGUACGGUUGGAAAUUUCAUUCAGUUUUCGAUCAGACUCCGUCGAGAGCAGACCGGUUGCAUAGAAGUUCAGAGUAUCGGAAAAACGGUGAUGACGGAUUUCGUUCGAGUUUUGUGAGUGCUCAAGGUGGCUUUAAGAUUUAAAAAAUUCUUCGACGAGAGACGAGGAAAAUUUAAAGUGUUGGAUAUCAACGGAUCACCUUUAUGGAUGAAAAGAUGUGUAGAUAAAAGUGUGUGGCUUAGGGGAUGAGUUCAUAUCCGGAGUAAAAAAAAAUCACGGUUGGGAUAUCGUUUCCAUUCGUGGAAGAUUUUUUUUAAGUGCUUGCCAACAACCAGAAGAAAUCCGUGCUAUUACAACGUUCAUUUUUUCAAUAUUCAAUUUGGGAGUUCCAUGUUAGUGCCCUUCUACUCGGUUGUAAAUAAAAGUGAACCAAGCAUACAAGUUUUUCUCUGCUGUACCGCUACCCUGGCGGUUGAUGAAGCCAUCGUGGUAAAAGUUAUAAUUCAUCCCGUUGUAGUCAGUGUUAAUGAAUGUUCUCGGGAGUGAGAUUCAAUUAACUUUUAAACUCGACACAAGAUAGAUAAAGUGCGACUUUUUUUUAGCGAAAAUACGUGAAACAUUUUCAGGCAGAGCAUCAGAUUUUCUUCCGACCGAGUGAAAAUCGGAUAUGCCAUUACGUGUGCAACGAAUGUGUGUUCACAGCUGGUUUCGAGUACAUGGGCAUAAAAAAGCCUAGCUCUUGUGCAGAAUUAAGUGUUUUACGGUUUGUGCAGCAGGUGCUUCUAUCGUUAUAAUGUGCGCGUAGUGAAAUUGCAACGAAAUCAUCGCUGUGUUAAUUAAAAGAAAAAUUAUUAGGGCAGUGAGCGGUGCUUCACUUACGAAGAAGUGGAAGAAACUAAAUUUCAAAGUUGUGGUAAUUACUUCUGGGAAAUGAAUAAGGAUGUCUGAACUAUUAGUUUGAAAAGAAAAGCCAUAAAAUUGAAGAACAAAGUGGUUUCCUCCAAAGGUAUCAACAAGCGGAAACUCAACAGUCCAGUAACUAGAUUGCGAGGUCCACACUUUUUGGCUGGCGUAACCACCCACGAUGGCGUCAAAAUCGUUGCUGAUGAUGGUCGUUGCAUCGGGUAGGCGUCAGGCGUAAAAUGCUGAGCGUAGACGAGCGAGUGCUGGAAUGGUUCCACUUUAUCUACCACAACGACUCCUCCACCUCCCCAGUCCUGAGCGCGGACGAAUUCCGCCGCCGCCUAUUCUCGAUCCUCGAUUCCAACAUGACCAACAGCAUGAACGGUUCCAGCAAACUGUACCGUACGGCGUUCGAGUUCCAGAACAUCUCGGAGCAUAACAUCACCCAGGAGUAUGUUAACGACUUCCUGGAAAAACUGUUCCAAUCGUUGAACAGGGUGAACCGCACAACUACCACCAGUACCGACAUCAACUGGAAUACUGAAGAUGGACAGCUGGACAAUUGUAGCUUCUACUGUCGGGGGACGAUGCGGGAUGUGCUGCUGGAUUACAAAAUCCUGCAUGGGUACAUCGCGUUGGUGAUAUGCGUUUUCGGGACAAUAGCCAACAUUUUGAAUGUCAUCGUCCUGACCCGCAAAGAGAUGAGCAAAAUCCCCAUCAACCGCAUCCUGAAGUGGCUCUCCGUGACCGAUAUGCUCGUAAUGAUGGAGUACAUCCCGUUUGCCUUCUACAUGUACUCGAUACUGCCAGAUCGACAAGACUAUCCAUACUCAUGGGCAGUGUACCUUAUGUUUCACAUGCACUUCACCCAGAUUCUGCACACCAUUUCGAUACUGCUCACUGUGAUGCUGGCCGUGUGGAGAUACAUUGCUAUCAAACACCCGCACGGUUCAUUGGCCGUCUACGCUCAAUCUAAUUACAGCUAUGCAAUCCUGUUCUGCUACAUCCUGGCGCCGAUCCUUUGCAUGCCAACGUACUUCGUCUUCACGAUACGGCAGACGCAUGUCUUCGAACACGAUGCCCACGUGCUUCUGUAUCACUUGGACGCCGACGAGAACACUUCGGUCUAUCGGUACAACUUUUGGAUCCACUCGGUCAUCAUUAAACUGCUGCCCUGUACGAUUCUGACGGUAAUAAGCUGUGUGCUGAUCAGUGUCCUGUGGAAAGCGAGCAAACGGAGACUGAAGCUGAAACAGGGCGGGAAUUAUGGCGGCAAGAAUGGUACUGCUCCGACCGGGAUGUCGACUCCGAGUGGCGACACCAGUCACAAUAACGUCGCAACCAGCAUAACGGUUCCAUCUUCGACCACGAUGCCAUCGCAGAGCAAUGGCAGCAGGCACCCCAAAACGGAUCGCCGAGCAGACCGGACCACCACCCUGCUAGUGGCCGUACUGCUACUGUUUCUGCUCACCGAGUUUCCCCAGGGCAUUCUCGGUUUGCUCAGCGGAAUCCUGGAGAAGUGCUUCUUCAAACGGUGCUACGCCCUAUUCGGCGAAGCCAUGGACCUGCUUGCCUUAAUCAACGCCGCAAUCGGUUUCGUACUGUACGGCUUAAUGUCGAAACAGUUUCGCACUAGCUUUAAGUCGGUUUUUUGCAAAACUCCAACCCAUAGGGUCGAGAUGACGAGAAUGACUGGACUCACCACCACCUGUGUCUGAUGCAAUCGGAUUGGGGAUGGUGGUGGGCCGGAUCGUUCGGCCGGGGGAUUCUAGCACGAAUUUAGACACCUUUUCAAUUUACUUGGAAUCGUAUCACUUUUCAAUUUAGCACAGCGUUACAUAGCAAAUAGGCAUUAGGCUGACUCAGAAGUAGGAAUCAUUUCGUAGCACCACGGGAAAUCGACAACGGAUAUCAAGAGCUAAAUUUUGACUAGAAUCGAGCGUCCCAAGAUUUUCGCUUGGGUUGGAGUUGUGAUUAAAAAGAAUUUACUGUGUAAAUACCACUACUGAGCUUCUGGAAAGUGAAAGAAUGACCGCAGACAAACAGGUGUAUUUUUACAUAAAUGUGAAAUUUUAUCUGCGUUUUGAUAAGGUGAACAAGACACAAUGUUUUGUAUUUUUUCAAAAAGUUUUAUUUUUAUUCAAAAAUUUUAGUUGUCACUUUAAAAGUACGCUCGUUUGUCUGUGAAGCUACUUUCGUCUAAUAUAUUACAAGAAAACGAAUAGUAAAGGAAUUAUUAGUAGCACAAUGGUGGUCGUUUCAAGAGACUGGCGAAGUAAAAUCCCACCUUGCCGAUUACCGUAGGCGUUAGAGCCCAGGCGUCAUACGGACGAGUAUAUAGAUUAGGAAGCACAGAACAAAAUGUCAAUGGACCAAAAUUGAUUCGCCAUUUUCGCUUGGAACGACUACCAUGUGUUUUGAUUGAAACUGUAGCAAAAGUAUAUUGUCUUUUAGAUGUUAUUUUACUAACGACACUGAGUGUGAGUCUAUAUCUCUAACAAUCGGAAAAGGUUUUGCAGCGAGAAUGACAAGAAUGAAUGAAAAAAAAUAGUAGCAAGCUCUUGAGUAGGCUUUCCUAACGAAACCGCACGAUUAGAAAAUUGAAUCCAAUUCUCGUGAUUUUAAAAUUAGGAAAAUGUAUAUUUUUCUACAUAAGUGUGUAUAAUUGCCCCCCGUAGGAAAGAGUUUAAUAAACUGUUGGAUGAAUAGAUUGUAAUUUUAAUGAUCAAUCGAUGAAAA